Lactuca virosa is the source of this 546-nucleotide messenger RNA. The record is from the annotation of a GenBank genome assembly. Lineage: Eukaryota; Viridiplantae; Streptophyta; Magnoliopsida; Asterales; Asteraceae.
AUGACCCUCAAGGGUGCGACCACCCAAGCAUGUGCCGCCUGCAAAUACCAACGCAAGCGGUGCACCCCUGACUGCACCCUUGCACCACACUUCCGACCCGAACACCCACUGGUCUUUAAAAACGCACACAAGCUUUUUGGUGUAAAGAACAUCUUAAGAAUCCUCCAACAAAUCCAACCACACCACAAAACCGAAGCCAUGCGGUCCAUAAUCUAUGAAGCUAACAUGCGAGACCAGUUCCCCGUUUACGGUUGCCUCACUGCAAUCUAUGACCUUCAGUACCAAAUAAGACAAGCAGAGGAGGAGCUCCAUGAUGUACUCGCUCUACUUGCCUUUUGUAAACAGUGUCAUCAAAAGCAACAUGCGACAAACUUGUCCCAUGUUGUAUCCCAUGAUUCUUUACAACUUGGCAUGAAUGUAGUGCAACCAGAUAAUGCACCACUCACAUAUUGUCGACACACUGCAGCUCUUGCUCAUGAAAUCAUACACGACAAUGAGGAAAUGUUCCCGGUCUUUGAUAAUAUUGAAAACUGCAGUCAUACAUAG